This is a messenger RNA of Diabrotica balteata, 568 nucleotides long. NCBI's taxonomy places the organism in Eukaryota, Metazoa, Arthropoda, Insecta, Coleoptera, Chrysomelidae. The record is from the annotation of a GenBank genome assembly.
UUCAUUUUCGUUGUUUAUUUACAUAAUGUACAAGUAGCCUUUUUAUAAUUAUUUUUUAGUAACUAACUAUGUUGAGUACUUCAGAAAUCAAUCCUUAUAAUGAUUCUGUACAGAAUCUUUCUGAAGGCCUGCUCGCUAUUUAUAAACCUGCUUUAACCAAUGUAAAAAGUCAACUAAAGGAACUUACCAGUAAACAAACUGUGUUGGUAACUCAAAUACACCAAGAAAAUUUAGAUUUAGCAGAAGUACAAUAUUCGCCAGAGAUACAGGACAUGUUUAAAAAAAUGAAUCUAUAUCAUGGUAAAUUAACCAAUAUCAAGAAAGAUAUGAAGCAAUUGCAUGAAAGAAGUGUUAAAUUAAAAAAGAGAGCUUUGAAGUUACAACAAAUUAAAGAGAAAGAAAAAUUAGUAAAAAUACAGAAUGAACUUGAAAUUAAACGGGAAACAGAGCUAAUAGGUCCUGGGCCUACAAAAUCUGAUAACUUGAAGGGGUCAUAAUGUUAUUGGUGUGUCUAGUUUUUAAAGAAAAUUUUGUGAUUAUAAAGAAUUUAAUAAAUUUGUUGUAUUGA